Messenger RNA from Sinocyclocheilus grahami, 5267 nucleotides. RefSeq names its product sarcolemmal membrane-associated protein-like. Gene Ontology annotation, biological process: protein localization to plasma membrane; regulation of membrane depolarization during cardiac muscle cell action potential; regulation of voltage-gated sodium channel activity. NCBI's taxonomy places the organism in Eukaryota, Metazoa, Chordata, Actinopteri, Cypriniformes, Cyprinidae. Bases 1176 to 3869 code for a protein of 897 amino acids. The record is from RefSeq and is a predicted model, not a curated record. The transcript is spliced from 23 exons. Gene Ontology annotation, molecular function: protein binding.
GUGGUUUGUGGCCGGUGUGUGUGUGUGUGUGUGUGUGUAUUUCUUCAGGAGGACGACUUACUUCCAAUUAUCCUCUCGCACACAACGAUUUUUCCUCGCGUUGUCAGUGUCCUCGGGAGCGGAGACCUCCACGGCUUACCGCGGGACCGUGUCACGGACUUUAUUCGUUUGCGAGUUUCUUUUCUGGAGAAUUUACCGCGUCCCUCAGCGAGGAGCUAAGCUAGGUAUCGGGCUCCUGAGCUAAUACUGGAUUUGCGCAAAUUCUCCGCGCACAAAAGUUGCACAGACGAAAAAAUUACUUCUUCCUCCUGGAUAAAUGCACUCGGAAUUAUUUCUAAAGUCUCUUUCAGUCCGGAGGGCUUGAUAAGAAGAAGAUAAAGGCCACCGUUACCUCAGCGAAGCUAACGCGCUAUUAUGAAGUUAGCCAGCUAACGCUCUGGUACGCAAGAAAGCAGCCUCCGCGGGAGCGGUUUGUAAAAUUUACAUGAAUUCUGACAGUUAAAAGCUUGCAAAUGUCGGGUUGAUUAGGUCAUUAAGCUUUUGUUUUCAUAGUGAAAGGCUGAUCAGUCUUGGGGAGUGGUGGCUUGGUGAUCUGUCCUGCAUACUUGAGCCAAACCCACUCACGUUAUUAAUCUUCAUUAGGGUUUAACAUUUGCGUUAGUGUGUUUUUGUGCCCGUUAAUAUAGAAAUCGUUGACAGGUUAAUCUAGAAGCGCAUGUCAAACGGCGCACAGUCUUAUUUCUGAGGGGGGGGGGAGUAACGUUAUAGAUUAGCUGGUCCAACAGGUUACUAGUAUAGCGUUACUGACUUGUAUUUUUGGCCAGGCCUAUGGUUGUGAAGGGGGAUGAGGAUGAAUUGUGUAGGGAACGAGGUGUAACAACUCAAGUUGUGGACUGUCAUCUAAAAAACAGAGUUGUAUGGAAUUGGGCAGCUGGUUUGGCAUCAUGGGGGUCUCGCAAGGGGGCAUGAAGUUGUCAACAUAGUGUCUAACUAGUCAUUUUGACGUUAUUAUGUAGUCGGUCAGCAGGAGAGCCUCGUCUUUUCUUAGAGUUUUCGUAUUGCCAUGUGCGUUGUUCACCUGCUAAUUCAUUAAGAUAUUGGAGCAACGGGCCAGUCUGGAUCAAGAAACCCUGUCUUUCGUCUCUGGUUGGAGUAGCACUCCCAAGCCAUCCUCAAUGCCUUCAGCGCUGGCCGUGUUUACCUGUCGCCCGAAUUCACACCCGUUUCAGGAACGUCAUGUCUACCUGGAUGAGCCGGUCAAGAUCGGGCGCUCCGUGGCCCGGUGUCGCCCUGCCCAGAAUAACGCCACCUUCGACUGCAAGGUGUUGUCCAGGAAUCACGCUCUGGUGUGGUUCGACCACAAGACGGGAAAGUUCUAUCUCCAGGACACCAAAAGCAGCAAUGGCACCUUCAUCAACAGCCAGCGUCUGAGCCGGGGGUCGGAGGAGAGCCCUCCCUGUGAGGUGCUCUCCGGUGACAUCAUUCAGUUUGGGGUGGAUGUGACGGAGAACACGCGGAAAGUCACUCAUGGCUGUAUAGUGUCGACCAUCAAGCUCUUCUUACCAGAUGGCAUGGAAGCUCGGCGGCGUUCAGAGAAGUUUCUGCAGGACACAUUUUUAAAGGGUUUGUUCUUCCAAAAGGGGCUCAUCCUUCUCACCCUAAUCCGUAGUCAUGGGAAAUCUGGCAAUACCAUGGAAGUGUCCGCAAAUACACCCAGUAUGUAUUCUCAGGAACUGUUUCAGCUGUCCCAGUACCUGCAGGAGGCCUUACACAGAGAGCAGAUGCUGGAGCAGAAGUUGGCCACUUUACAGAGGCUGCUUGCCAGCACACAGGAAGCAUCAGAGAGCAGCUGGCAGGCUUUAAUCGAUGAAGACCGGUUACUCUCUAGAUUGGAGGUGAUGGGGAAUCAGUUGCAAGCAUAUUCAAAAAACCAAACAGAAGAUGGUAUCCGAAAGGAGCUUGUAGCCUUAACAGAGGACAAACACAAUUAUGAGACGACAGCCAAAGAGUCCCUGAGGCGGGUCCUUCAGGAGAAAAUUGAGGUGGUGAGGAAGCUGUCCGAGGUGGAGAGGAGUUUGAGUAACACCGAGGACGAGUGCACACACCUGAGAGAGAUGAACGAACGCACACAGGAGGAGCUCAGAGAACUCGCCAACAAAUACAAUGGCGCUGUCAAUGAAAUCAAGGAUCUCACCGAAAAGAUCAAGUUGGCAGAGGGCAAACAUGAGGAGCUCACUCAGAAAGGCCUGAAUGAGAAAAAAGAGCUACAGCUGAAGAUCGAAGAGAUGGAGGAGAAAGAACAGGUGCUUCAAGCUCAAAUCGAAGCUCUGCAGGCGGACAAUGACUUCACGAAUGAGAGACUAACAGCCCUGCAAGUCCGGUUAGAACAGCUGCAGGAGAAAAGCAUAAAGGAAAACAACAGUUUAGACCACUUUCUUUUAAAGAGUGGAGGAGACUGCACUUUAAUCCAACAGUACAUUGAGUGUCAAUCGGUGAGGCAGCUGAAGGAAGCGGUGGACUCAUCCAUUAACAAGCUGUCUAACUUUGACGAAGUCAUUGAUGCACAUCUCCAGAAUAACCAGACGACAGUGGACAACAGCUUGGCCAGUCCAGACAGGCUUAAAGAAAACCAAAUAGACGCUAAAGAGUGCGAUAUGUCAGAUACUCUGAGCCCCAGCAAGGACAAAAGCAGUGACGACACAUCAGGUCAUCUCAACGGCCCAUUUGUAGAUCUUGCAUUAGAGCCGUCUGAGCGUGUGCUGGACUUACGUAAUCAGGCUUCAAGUUGUGUCCCCCAUGUUUUUUCUUCAUGCUCCCUCACUGCAGCAUCUGCUCUGUGUGUGUUUGUAGAAAUGGACAGGAAUCUGGAAGCUGGAGACACUGAGCAGGUCAUUCCACACCUCCACCGAGAGCUGCAGGAGGCCCAGGAGCUCGCCAACACUGGCAAACAGAAAUGCCUCGAGCUGCAAGCACUGCUGGAGGAAGAGAGAAGAACCAACAGACAGCAGACUGAAGAAUCUGCUAAACAGAUCCGCUUCUUACAGACUCAACUGGCGAAGCUCCAGUCUGAUAUGGAGGCUUUACGUGAGCAGAGAGAGAACACCAUCACCACCACCCGCGAGGAGCUCUACAGCGCCCAGGAGGAGAUCCUGGUUCUCCGGCACACCAUGGAGUCCGCCACCGCUGAGCGGGAACGAGAGAUCGCCGCCCUGCAGGGAGACUUGAGCGUCGUCACCGCCGAACUGGACAAAUGGAGACAGACGGCAGCCAAGUAUGAAGUGGAGAUCAGCAACUUACAGGCCAGCUUCCAGCUCCAGAGCCAGCACCAGGAAAGAGCUAGCCAACUUCAAGGUGAAUUGGAGAAGCUUCAGGGCGAGUGCUCUGGUCUGCAGAAUGAAUGUGACAGUCUGCGGGCUGAGAAGACCACACUGAUGCAGAAACUCCACAGACUAGAGGAAGAGCUCGACAGCUCCAGAGAGCAGAGCACGACGUUGAGCAGCAGCCUGAAUGCUCUGGAAAAAUCCCAGGGAGACCUGGAGAAUAAGCUGGGCUCAAUACAAGACCAGCACCAACAGGACGCUAGCAAACUGAAGAUCCAGCUGGCUCAAGCUGAAAGCCGCACCAGAGACCUGCAGAAAGAGUACGACGACACUCAGAAUCUGCUCUCAGAUCUGCGGCAGCAGUAUGAGCAGACGGAGCAGGAGAAAUACUCCAUCAAAGACGAGCUGGAACAGUGCACGGUCAACCUCAAGCUCCUGCAGGAGAAAGGCAGCAGUAGCGGUUGGAUGCCCUGGAUGCCGGUGGUUGCUGCUGUGGUUGCCGUGACAGCAGUGGUGCUUUAUCCCAACUUGUCCAAGAGCUCCUCCUGAGAACCAAUCAGAACACUCGUCGUCUCUACCACUUCCUGUCCCCAGCACGGCCCUCUGUCCAACCUGAACAUAAUACCUCUCGUUUUGACAAUACAGCCCCAAUGUCUGUGUAAAAUGCAAAUGUAUAUAGUAUAGAAAGAAAGAGGGAAUAAAGUUGUAACGCAUAUUAUAGAAUAAAUAAUCUAUCAGCGUUUUUGUCACUCGGAUGGAAAUUUUGAUGAUUAAAAUGGCCUAAACUAGGUCUACUGUUUCGUUUUCUUGAAUGGGUACCACGUUUUCUGUUAGCAAGUUUUUGUUUCUUGGACUCUUCUUGUGGUUUGCCAUCUUAGAUGUGGCAAUCCAACUAGAUGUACAGCCAAAUGAGGAUCUGAACUCUAGGGCACAGAGGGGAGAAGUGCCUAUUUUAAAUACUAGUAGGACUAGUUCACAUUGAAGUGCCACUCAUGCAGCGAAUGGAAAAAAAAGUCUAAAUUUCACGUCGUCUGUGCUGUUAUUGUGUGUUCGAGCCGACAUGCUUCUAGCACAGUGAUGUUGUUGUUCUCUAUGGCUGUUUCUCUUGUAUCAUGUAUUAUAAGCAAAUGUUCAUGUCAGAGACACUACAAGUAUCUAGGUGGUUUUGAAAAUCAACGUUAGGAUUGCGGUCAGCGUCAAACAGAUGGAGCGUUGACCUAAAACAAAAACAAAUGUUGUAGCUUUUUACCAACACACUGUCCUGCUGUUCGGACUGAGAUGGAGCACUUUGGAAAACUCCUACAGUACCUCCUGAAAAAGGCUCUGGGAUUUUGCUGCCUUACCUGUAACAUAGGUUUCUUCUUACAGAGUGAAAUUGGAUGCAAAGGCUUUAAAAUGAAUGGGAUAAAUGGGUGGAACUGUCACAGAUCCGCUCUCGUGAAGCACAGAAAUGGGUGAGAGUGAAUUAUUUGGAGGGUGAAUGGAAUGAGUUGUUUAAAUGUGGAUGUGCAAGCUGCUUUGAGACUGCAGGAAGACGAAUUAACCAAUGAUGUGUUUGGUGUGUGGUUCACAUUUGUCUGCUGUGCUGUAAAUAAACAGUCGUGGAGCAAAAAGCCGAGCUCAUCUGGUUCAACGUGUCGCAGACUUUGUUUUUGCAUCUUUUUUUGUUUCACUGGAAAGACAUACUGCAACAAAAAUCCACUGAACAUGUCAACAUGGAUUUGACCAUGAAUGAAAAAAAGCAAAGCUUGUAGCACAGAAAGUAUAGCUUUAAACAGAUCUCUUGCAUCGAAAGCAGCGUUUUUGUUCUUUAAACAGCACGAUGGACUUUUUAUUUCUAAAGUCCGCUUGGAACAUCGUCCUUCACAGGCCGUUUGUAAAUAUGUAUGUAUGAAUGUUUGUGUGUAAAUAUGUUAUAGUCACAAAAUAAACAUUGGAUAUAAAUGA